Aedes albopictus (Asian tiger mosquito) is the source of this 1706-nucleotide messenger RNA. RefSeq names its product galactose mutarotase. The transcript is spliced from 3 exons. Lineage: Eukaryota; Metazoa; Arthropoda; Insecta; Diptera; Culicidae. The record is from RefSeq and is a predicted model, not a curated record. Gene Ontology annotation, molecular function: aldose 1-epimerase activity; carbohydrate binding. Gene Ontology annotation, biological process: beta-D-galactose catabolic process via UDP-galactose, Leloir pathway; glucose metabolic process. Bases 300 to 1613 code for a protein of 437 amino acids.
GGUUGAAAUUUCUCUUGAUAAAAGUCCUCAAACGACAACCAGUUCGACUCAUUUCGCGAGUAGCACUCGUGGCUACAGUAACAGUAAGCCUACUUUAUUCUCGGUCUUCAACUUUGAUCUUCUGAUGCAUUCGGCACUUUGUUCCGGCAAUCUAGUGCUCACUGGAAGAAGCGUGUGAAACGUGACAUUUUGCAUUCCUCGUAGAAAGUGUUAUCAGCUGGAAGCUGUCAAGUGCGCGCCCUGUCUGCAUCAAGCAGUGUUGUUCUAGUUUAUUAUUCGUCGGCAAAUAAAAACAAAUCAUGAGUAGUGGCGUCGGUUCCGGUCAAUCUUGUGGGGAGCCCGCGUCCUCAUCCGUUCAAAGUUCGUACGUGAGUGCUGGAGGAAGCAAGUCUGAGUCGGUAACGGUGCGAACGAUGGACGGAUCGCACCAAUCGGAGGCCCAAUCGGUCACCCUCACGGUGGACGGAUUCGGCACGGUGAAGGAUCCACUUACUGAUGAAGUGCAACCGGUGAAACGGUUCACCUGGACGAACGAGAGCGGGAUGUCGGUGCAGGUGAUUUCCUACGGGGCUAUCAUCACGUCGAUCAAGGUUCCGGGCAAGAACGGUGCGGUUGACGAUGUGGUCCUUGGAUUCGAUAACAUUCUGGGCUAUCGGGGAGCGAAUAACCCGUACUUUGGUGCCACGGUUGGCAGGGUUGCCAACCGCAUCGGCGGAGGUCGGUUCACUAUUGAUGGGGUGGUCUAUGAGGUCACGAAGAACUGGGAGGGGCGCCAUCAGCUACACGGAGGGAAAAUUGGAUUCGACAAGUUCAAUUGGACGUCGCAUGUGGAGGGAACGGUGGUCACGCUGAGUCACACGAACAAGGAUGGCCAUGAAGGUUAUCCGGGGACGGUCCUGGCGUCGGUAACGUACGAGCUGAAGAACGACAACCGGUUGGUGGUCAAAUUUCGGGCGGUUUCCGACAAGCCUACUCCGAUCAACCUGACGAACCAUUCGUACUUCAAUCUGGCGGGUCAUAACACCGGGCAUGAGGAAGUCUAUCGUCAUAUAAUUUCCUUGAACGCGGACCGCAUUACGGAAACGGACGAGGACUCGAUUCCAACGGGUAAAUUCCUGUGCGUCGGUGGAACGCCGUACGACCUCCGAAUCCCUCGGGAACUUGGUCCGGCCAUGUCCCGGGCACCCGGCGAAGGUUACGAUAACAAUUUCUGCAUCACCAAGGGUACCGAGCAGGGAAUGACUUUUAUCGCCAGGGUCGUUCAUCCGCACUCGGGACGCACGCUGGAGGUCUACACCGAUCAACCGGGCGUUCAGCUGUACACCAGCAACUUCAUGCCGGAUCCUAAUCGGAAUAUCCGCCCGAGACCGAUCAACGCCGGGGACUAUUACGAGCUGACGCACCUGGAACCGGUGGUACCUGCGAUGGCCACCGAUCUGCCCAUCAGGGGCAAGGGCGGUGCCAAGUACUUCAAGCAUGGUGCCUUCUGUCUGGAGACGCAAAACUUCCCCGAUGCGGUCAACCAUGCCAACUUUCCGAACUCGGUGUUGGUCCCCGGGGAAACCUACGAGCACGAAGUGGUCUACAAGUUUGGCCUGUUUGAGGAGAACUGAUUUUAUUUGAAAAGCAGUUUGGUUGGUAACGGAAUUUUAUGUAAAUUUUGGUAUACUUUUUGGGGUGAUAAAUGCUUAGAUGAUAAUCGGAAA